Labrus bergylta (ballan wrasse) is the source of this 943-nucleotide messenger RNA. The record is from RefSeq and is a predicted model, not a curated record. Lineage: Eukaryota; Metazoa; Chordata; Actinopteri; Labriformes; Labridae.
CUCCUCCUUAUCUCUAAACAGAGAAGUCGAAAACGAAACUAAAGUUGAGUUUCUGACGCAGACAGAAGAAGAGUCGUUAAAAACACAAACUACUCAAAGUCAGAAUCAACAACAAUGGAGUGUGCUCUUCUCUUUUCUCUCCUUUGGUCGGUAUCAACGUUUGAUGAUGUUAACGGUCGAGUGGUGGUGAAAGAAGACAGUGAUGCUGUGUUACCGUGUUCCCUCAGCACCAAGGAGAACAUCGAGACGAAGAUCUUUGACUGGAAGAAAGACGAUCACAAGGAGGUGUUCCAUUACAACGGAGGAGAUUAUUACGGUCAUGGCAUUACAGGUCAAGACAAACAGUUUGAAGGUCGAGUCUCACAUUUUGAAUACGAGCUGGUGAACGGUAACGCCUCCAUAAAGAUCACAGAGACGAAGGUGUCUGACAGUGGAAACUACACCUGUUUUUUUCCUCGUCUGCAGCCGCCUCAAACGUUCCUCAUUGAGCUGCUGGUUGAGUGUAUCUUAAAGGACAGAACGAAGGAGGAGGAGCCAGGUGCAUGUCCAGAGCCAUCGGUCACCUCACUUAAGUCAACAAAGGACUGGUCUCUGCUGCAGUGUGAAGUUUAUGGAGCUUCUCCUCGACCUGAAGUGGAGUGGAGGAACAGUUCUGGAAACAUCCUUAAUGCUAAAGAAACACAGGUCACAGAAAGAGAAGGCAGCUACGACAUCAUCCUCAACACCACUGUGACCAAGACCGACCACUACAGCUGUGUGGUCACACAGAAUGAGAUCUGUCAUCAGAUUUCCUCUAAGAUCUUUGUGUACAUCCACGAUCCAGAGGAGUCGACCCAAGGUUUCUCUGCUGGAUCGAUUAUUUCUCUUCUGGUUUGCAGUGCUAGUGCUCUUUUCUUUGUUGGUGUCAUCGUCCUAGCUGCUCUCUUUGUCAGAGGUCGUAAAG